Molecule: messenger RNA, 1389 nt
Organism: Mucor velutinosus
Lineage: Eukaryota; Fungi; Mucoromycota; Mucoromycetes; Mucorales; Mucoraceae
Exons: 10
Coding region: 1-1389 (462 amino acids)
Biological process (GO): DNA replication, synthesis of primer
Cellular component (GO): alpha DNA polymerase:primase complex
Source: RefSeq, a predicted model, not a curated record
AUGACUGAUCUCCAGGAACAAGCUCAGAAUGAACUGAAAGACAUUGAGAUGUCCGAGAACUUCUUUACCGACGACGACGACGACGACAUGAACCAUGUCGACAACAACUUUUCCAGAGUCAAUAUCGAUCAAGACAGCACAGUACAGCACAGAAUGAAUCAUGAAAACUAUGCCAAUGACCCAAUCUUCUUGUACAGAAUGUUCUAUAACAGACUGUUUCCCUUCAAAACAUACUUUAGCUGGCUAAACUACGACACAACACCGACAAGGAGCUUUACACAUCGAGAAUUCAGUUUCACCUUGCUAAAUGAUAUCUACAUCCGUUUCAAAUCAUUCCGUGAUGCCGAUGAAUUGAAGAAGGAAAUUGAGAGAAUUCAACCUGUCAAGAUUGAUAUUGGUGCUAUUUACGCAGUGAGACCCAACGACAAGAAGACGGUGAGCGAGAAAGCAUUCAGGCCAUUGGAAAAGGAACUCGUCUUUGAUAUUGAUAUGACAGACUAUGAUGAAGUUCGUACUUGUUGCAGUGGCGGCGAUGUGUGUCUGCUGUGCUGGGAGUUUAUGACGGUUGCUAUCAAGGUCAUUGAUGCAUCUCUCAGAGACGACUUUGGAUUCGAACAAAUUAUGUGGGUAUACUCUGGUCGUCGUGGUGUCCAUUGCUGGGUGUGUGAUGAAAGUGCACGUAAAUUAGAUAAUGACAGCAGAAAAGCAAUUGUGAGUUUUUUGGAUAUCAUCAGGGGUGGUGCUCAAGUAGAACGUAAAGUCAAGUUGCCCUCUAUCCUGCAUCCUUCUCUCAAACGCUCUUUCAACAUUGUGGAUACACACUUCAACUCAUUGGUCCUAUCAAAGAUGGGUGUUUUAGACAAGACAGAAACGUGGAACAAAGUACUGGCCAUCAUCCCUGAUGCUGAAGUUAGAGAAAAGGUCGAAUCGCAAUGGACCAGCCAUCCCAAUAAACCAGCAGCAGAGAAAUGGGACAUCUUGGAAAAGGAGAUCAGCAAGGCGGAAAAGAAGAAAAAGUUCAAGGAUGAGGUUGCUAGAGAUAUCAAAUUCCAGUAUUGCUAUCCUCGACUCGAUAUCAAGGUCACCACUGCCAUUAACCAUUUACUGAAGAGCCCCUUCUGUGUGCAUCCAAAGACAUUGAGAGUGUGUGUACCCAUCAAAGUAGACGAAUGCGAGAAUUUCAAUCCCUUGGCAGUGCCUAAUCUAGCCACCCUGAAUCAAGAAUUGGAGGAAUACAACAAGGAUCAUCCCGAAAAUACUCGACUUGCAGAUUACAAAAAGACAUCACUGAAGCCCUACAUUGAGCACUUUGAGAAAUUUGUGAACGGCAUGAUACUGGAUGUCACUAGAAGCAAACGAGAUGAAGCCGAACAAUCCAUGGAGUUUUAA